AUGUCUUUGAACACAUCAAACACGUCGUCGAUCAAGCGCCAACCAUCUGCAACCGACUUCAAGUCAGCUACUACAAAUGUAUCUUCACGCUCCAUGAAGCAGGAAUUAGAUAAUCUUGUUCAAUCAGUUGAAGACCCAACAAAGAAAAAGCAAUUCAAGGCUGAAAUGGAUGGCUUCUACAACCUUUUUAACCGCUUCCUCGAUGAGAAGGCUAGAGGUGAGAAGAUCCAAUGGGACAAAAUCAGACCACCAGCAGCAGAGCAAGUAAGACCAUACUCAGACCUUCCAAAAGCCAGCGACCACUCAAUUCUCGAUAAAUUGGCUGUGUUGAAGCUUAACGGUGGCUUGGGUACUACCAUGGGUUGCGUCGGGCCAAAAUCCAUCAUCGAAGUGAGAGACGGUAUGACUUUCUUGGAUUUGUCAGUGAGACAAAUCGAGCAUCUCAACUCAGCUUACAACGUCAACGUCCCAUUCAUCUUGAUGAAUUCGUUCAACACUCACGAAGACACCAAGCGUCUUAUCCAAAAGUAUGAAGACCACAACAUCCAGAUUCUCACUUUCAACCAAUCAUGCUACCCAAGAUUCGGCAGAGAGAGUCUUCUCCCAACUGCCAGAGAUUUGGACUCACCAAAGGACAACUGGUACCCACCAGGACACGGAGAUAUCUUUGAGGCACUCUACAACUCCGGUUUGCUCGAUGAGCUUAUCAACGCAGGCAAGGAGUAUAUAUUCGUAUCAAACGUAGACAAUUUGGGUGCUGUUGUCGAUCUCAACAUCUACCAACACAUGAUCGACUCACAAGCCGAGUACUUUAUGGAGGUUACUGACAAGACCAAGGCGGAUGUGAAAGGUGGUACCAUCAUCGAUUACGAAGGACAAGCGCGUCUGUUGGAGGUUGCGCAAGUGCCAAAGGAGCACGUCGAGGAGUUCAAGAGUAUCAGCAAGUUCAAGAUAUUCAACACGAACAACUUGUGGAUGAACCUGAAGGCAAUCAAGAGAGUUGUAGAGAACAACCAGUUGAGCUUGGAGGUGAUUAUUAACAACAAGGCACUCGAUAAUGGUACACCGGUUAUUCAGCUGGAAACAGCUGUCGGAGCAGCUAUUAAGCACUUCAAGGGCGCAGCUGGUAUCAACGUACCUAGAUCAAGAUUCUUGCCUGUCAAGUCUUGCUCUGACUUGCUCCUCAUCACAUCAGACCUCUUCAGCUUGGAGCAUGGUGUGCUGAAGCGCAACCCUAAGAGAGUGUUCGAUACCACACCAGUUAUCAAGCUCGGAGAUACUUUCAAGAAGGUGGCUAACUUCCAGGGUAGAUUUAAGUCUAUCCCGAAUGUGUUGGAGCUCGACCACUUGACUGUGUCUGGAGAUGUUGUCUUUGGAAAGAAUGUGGUGCUCAAGGGCUCGGUUAUUAUCGUUGCAAAUGAGGGCAACAGGAUUAUCCUCCCAGACAACUCAGUGAUUGAGAACAAGCUGGUGACUGGUAACCUUGCCAUUAUCGACCACUAG
Molecule: messenger RNA, 1503 nt
Organism: Wallemia ichthyophaga EXF-994
Lineage: Eukaryota; Fungi; Basidiomycota; Wallemiomycetes; Wallemiales; Wallemiaceae
Product: putative UTP--glucose-1-phosphate uridylyltransferase
Exons: 2
Coding region: 1-1503 (500 amino acids)
Biological process (GO): glycogen metabolic process; UDP-alpha-D-glucose metabolic process
Cellular component (GO): cytoplasm
Molecular function (GO): UTP:glucose-1-phosphate uridylyltransferase activity
Source: RefSeq, a predicted model, not a curated record